AUGCUAAAUAAACCCCAUAAAAUUGGUAUAAAAUUUUGGUUGGCGUCUGAUGUAGGGACAAAAUAUGUAGUAAAUGGCUUUCCGUAUUUAGGUAAAGACGAGAAUAGAAACAGAUUAACUCCUCUAAGCGAAUAUGUCGUAAUGAAACUUCUUAAACCGUAUACUAUGACGGGUAGAACUGUAACAACUGACAAUUUUUUUACAAGUUAUUCCUUGGUGUUAAAAUUAAAAUCUAGAAAUACUUCUUUGGUUGGAACAAUACGUUCAAAUAAGAAGUAA
Strongyloides ratti is the source of this 279-nucleotide messenger RNA. RefSeq lists its product as hypothetical. The coding region runs from base 1 to 279 and encodes 92 amino acids. The record is from RefSeq and is a predicted model, not a curated record. NCBI's taxonomy places the organism in Eukaryota, Metazoa, Nematoda, Chromadorea, Rhabditida, Strongyloididae. The transcript has a single exon.